AUGUCGGAUAAGCUUUCUUCUCCAAGCAGCAGCUCUGGGUAUUCACCUAGAACUCGAGGCAGUGCAAGUAGUGAUGAAUCAUCCUUCAUAACUGUGAGGAAGCAUCCUCCUACCUAUGUCUACUCGAACGAAUCAUUCGAAGUGCAGCUGCAGUUGGAGACACCAAAAGUAGCCAGCCCCUCGGCUCCGUCAUCUCAGCCCAUUGAACUUGGUGCUUCCCUUCAUCAUGUCAAGAAUGGACGAGAGUGUACAUCUGAAGCGAUUCUGAUAACUGAGCCAUCAAGAAUAGAUCUGUCGCUCAAGAAAAAAACUUGUACUAUUAAGUGUAUGAUUCGCAUGGAUGGCAUACGAGGAGAUCAGGGAGCUGGUUUGGAGGUUAGAUUUACACCGAAAAAUGACCUUUCUCCAUCUGCUCGAAGUGUUAUUGGGGCAUCCACCAAACCCAUCACAAUUGUCAACUAUAAAGUCAAGAUAACACUUGAGGAAGAAUGGGAUAACGUUUGGUACAAGGAUGAAGGGGGCAGGGACAAGUGCAUGGAGUUGUUUGUUGCGAUAUACGACAAAGAUGGACAAAUACGAACUGGAGAACAAAUUCCGCUACAACCAAUGCUCUGCUAUGCGUCGGAGAGUGGUAUCCCAGUGAAGGUCUCGAAUCAAGAAGUUAUGCGUACUCUCGGUUCUAGCAAGGUUCAUAUCGACAAGGACAGCGGAAAAGCUAGGAUCAGAUUCCGUGUAGAAGAUGUCUCCAAGAAUCACCAAGGCCAAGACUUCAAGCUUCAAGUAGGACCUGAUCCCAAAGCCAAGCUAUUCAAGGACGUUGCCCCAGAUUAUACACCAUCCGUAAACGUCCGUUCAAAACGAAACAAAAGAUCAAGAGCAGCUUCAAGCGGCAGUCGCGGUGUUGGAGAGAGAAAAAUAUCAAGUCCCAUGGCUAGCAGAGCCCGAUAUGAUGCACCCCCCGAUGUUUCCCUUGACAGAUCAGACCUAUCGACGCUACGAGACUCUAUGAAAAAUGUCCUUCAUUGGGCUGAUGAAGUAGUCAACGGGUUGUAUCCUCUUCAAUGGCAGAUUAUGGGAUACGCUCAGCACCCAGAUGGCACACCUGAUUAUGCAAGUCCCUAUCACAACAUGCCAAACCCGAAUGGAUGCAUCAAUCGAAUUCUUUCUAUGUAUUCGGAGUCAGUGCGUGAAAAUCUUCGCUUAAUCUCCAAUGCUAUUGACUCCACUGAAGGAGUUAGACCGACGGAACAAUCGUACCUACCAUUACCCGGCGCUCUCCCGGCGUCGGACGAUCCUUAUGGAAUGAUGCGCGGUCAACCUGGUCCAAUGAAUCCUCAGGUCGGGCUUCCAACACAGUCUGUGAACAGACGUCCUGUUCCUGGAAUGCUACCACCAAUGGGGCAAGAGACAUUUCGAGAUAAACCAGAUGGUCCCAUGCCACCCUUUCAACCUCGUGGACAGAUGCCCCCGAUGCAUCACCCAUCGAAUAUGGGUUCAGUGUCAAUUCCAAGGCGACAAAUGUCUGGCCCAAGUCCAUUCAUGGAUCCGAUGCUUCAGAACCAACCCCAGCACGGUCGCAUGAUGCACCAGCAGCAGCAAGUUAUUAACCAUACAGGCAUGCACAUGCACCCAGACGCGCUCAACGAGUCCACUGUAGAAAGCGAAGUUGCUUAUGUACUUGCGAAGCAAUACAAGGCAGCACGGACUGGGGAGCGCUUAGGAUUUCCUGCCUACAGCACAAAUAAGGAGAUUCUUGGCUUCUACCGCGAAGCGAGUGGAAAAGUUGGCGUGGGUUCGUUCCAUCCUCUUUCGAGGCAUCGGAAUGAUUUUGGACCAUUGGAAGUCUUGCAGGCAAACGAUAUCUUGGAGCGUGCAAUCGCCAAGAAGAGCGAUGCUGUACAUGCUCUCAAGGACUGGGGAACCAUGGCCAAUUUGCUCGACCAUGCACUAGUAUAUGAUUGGAGUAAAGAUAUUUCUGGUGAUCCAUCCAACUCUUCUUCCGAAUAA
Messenger RNA from Cylindrotheca closterium, 2007 nucleotides. Lineage: Eukaryota; Bacillariophyta; Bacillariophyceae; Bacillariales; Bacillariaceae. The record is from the annotation of a GenBank genome assembly.